Cutaneotrichosporon oleaginosum is the source of this 899-nucleotide messenger RNA. RefSeq lists its product as uncharacterized. The record is from RefSeq and is a predicted model, not a curated record. Lineage: Eukaryota; Fungi; Basidiomycota; Tremellomycetes; Trichosporonales; Trichosporonaceae.
AUCUCCCUGUUCCCAAACACCAAUCGACCCAUCGCCCAUCCACCACGUCCGAGCGCCACCAUCCACCGCCUCCGCCUCCGCCUCCGCCUCCCCGUCUCCGAGCACGACUCCGCUCACGGCUCUGCUCCGAGCUGCGACUUCCGAGUCCGAGUCCGAGUCCCGAGUUCGUGCUGCGCCGAACCCGGCACCGCGACGAAAAAGUGACCGUCCCGGGCCCCGGCACAGCGCGAAUUUCGGCCCCCGUAUGGAGGCACUUACGACGGCGGCCGGCGCGGUGCGUCUCGCGUCCGCGCUCGCGUCGGGCAGCAUGCGCACGCGUGCAUGGCGCAUCGCGCUGCGGUCGCCAGAUCUCGCGCUCGCGCGCGCGCUGCGCAUGCAGGAGUCGGCGGACGGGUUCGCGCUCGGCGUCCUCCUCCCUAUCAUGCUGGCCACCACGAACGCGGUGUGGUUCCGGCACAAGCUUGCGCGGGCGGGCGUCGACAGCGUCGGCGCGCCGCUGUGUUUCUUCGCGGCCGCUGUCGUGCUCCAGGUCGUCGCGGUGCAUGUUGCCGCGCUCGAUGUCGUCGCGGGGCCUGGGUGGGCGCGGUUGGAGGCCGUGGGGUGAAGCCGCGCGGGAGACACGUGGUAGCCACGAGGAGUCCACGCGAGGAGAAGUCAACACCCGUGGCGGCGUUACGAAAUCAGGCGCGUGAGUGUAGAGUGAGGACGGAGCUCCCUCGCCCCCAUGCACCGUGCCGAUCGCCGACCGAGGCGUCAGCGUUAGCGCAGCCAUCGCCUCGCUGCUGGCUGCCAGCAACCUCGGCAGACUACAGGCACCCGGCUCGCUGCCUGAAACCAUCCCUGCCGCCACAAGUCAUAACCACAGAGUAUAUGAAUAGUCGGCCGCGGGCCGUCUCGAG